Messenger RNA from Pygocentrus nattereri (red-bellied piranha), 1780 nucleotides. RefSeq names its product ALG8 alpha-1,3-glucosyltransferase (gene alg8). The record is from RefSeq and is a predicted model, not a curated record. NCBI's taxonomy places the organism in Eukaryota, Metazoa, Chordata, Actinopteri, Characiformes, Serrasalmidae. Gene Ontology annotation, molecular function: dolichyl pyrophosphate Glc1Man9GlcNAc2 alpha-1,3-glucosyltransferase activity. Gene Ontology annotation, cellular component: endoplasmic reticulum membrane. The coding region runs from base 2 to 1576 and encodes 524 amino acids. Gene Ontology annotation, biological process: protein N-linked glycosylation. The transcript is spliced from 13 exons.
CAUGGCUGCGCCAGUGAGUAGGGAGAGCGGCUGGUUUGUGGCUCUAUCUCUCGGGGUUUCCUUCAUCAAAUGUCUCCUCAUAAAUGCUUACCAUUCCACAGAUUUUGAAGUCCACCGGAACUGGCUCGCUGUCACUCACUCUCUGCCGGUGUCCCAGUGGUAUUACGAGGCAACAUCUGAGUGGACACUGGACUAUCCUCCCCUGUUUGCUUGGUUUGAGUAUGGACUGUCACAUGUUGCCAGAUACUUUGAUAAGGAGAUGCUGGUGGUGCAGAAUUUGAAUUAUGCGAGCUCCGCCACCGUGUUGUUCCAGAGACUGUCCGUCAUUGUCACUGAUGUGGUCUUCAUUUAUGCAGUUAAAGAAUGUUGCAAAUGUUUGCGAGAAGAGAAGGGGAAGGAUCAGCUGGGAAAGCCGUCUUUCAUCCUGGCUGCACUGCUGUUAUGGAAUUUUGGCCUUCUCAUCAUUGACCACAUUCAUUUCCAGUAUAAUGGAUUCCUCUUUGGUGUACUGCUUCUGUCAGUUGCACGACAUUUUCAGGGUAGACACUUGGAAGGGGCCCUAUUGUUUUCCAUCCUCUUAAAUCUGAAGCAUAUAUAUCUGUAUAUUGCACCUGCCUAUGGCAUCUUCCUGCUCAGAUGUUUCUGCUUCACUCAAAAUAAUGCAGAUGGUUCAUUGCAAUGGAAGAGUUUUAGCCUUUUCCGGUUAGUAGCACUUGGAUCGAUAGUCUUGUCCACCUUUGCAGCAUCAUUUGGACCCUUCAUUAUAAUGGGACAACUUUCACAAGUCGUGUCCAGGCUCUUCCCUUUCAAACGAGGACUAUGUCAUGCCUACUGGGCACCCAAUAUUUGGGCUCUUUACAACAUAGCAGACAAAGCUCUUUCCAUCUUAGGUAUAAAACUUAAGCUGCUUGACAUUAACAAACUUCCCAAAGCCUCGAUGACUGGGGGUUUGGUUCAAGAAUUCCAGCACUCUGUUCUUCCAUCUGUGUCUCCUUUAAUGACACUUAUUUUUACAUUACUCUCAAUCCUGCCUGUCUUGCUCAGUAUGUGGAGGAGACCGAAUGGAGCCAGAGGUUUCCUGCGCUCCAUGGUUAUCUGUGCACUUGGAUCUUUCAUGUUUGGCUGGCAUGUGCACGAGAAAGCUAUUCUGAUGGCAAUACUCCCUUUAAGUUUUCUUGCCGUUGAGAGUAAGGAGGAUGCUAGGACAUUUCUGAUUCUCAGCACAACAGGCCAUUUUUCUCUCUUUCCACUGCUCUUCACAGCCCAGGAGCUGCCCAUCAAAAUCCUUCUCAUGCUGCUGUUUACAAUCUUCAGUUUUGUGUCUCUGAAGAAGCUUUUCAGUAAACAUGGCCAGCUUGUGAACUCUCUGGAAGCUGCUUAUCUUCUGGGCCUGGUUCCUCUGGAGCUCAUCUGUGAGUUUAUUUACCCGCUGACUUCCUGGCAGCACAAGCUGCCUUUCAUCCCCCUGCUCCUCACCUCCGUCUACUGCGCACUAGGUGUGCUCUACUCCUUUAUCAGACUCUACCUUUCAGUGCUGACUGCUGCAGACUCCAGAAGCAAAGCUAAAGCUCAAUAAGUCGUGGAGGUUGGAGGUAAUGUGGAAGGACGAUUAAAUGAUGAGUAUAAAUUUGUGACCAAAAAGGGUACUUCAGGGCUUGCAUUAUAGAGGAGGUUGCUUUCAGGGAAUGGGUAUGAGUAAUUGCUAACAUUUUAUGGGGUUGCAGAGUUUUUUUUCUACUGUGUGUAGUUUUUUAAUUAAAGACUUUCUUUUUUUAAACCA